AUGCCACCACCUUUCAAUUUCUAUGAGCCGGUAGCAACAACGACAGCGGCUACGAAUGCUUCCAUCGACAGAGUCGUCUUUCAGAUAGAACUGCUCUCAGGACAAAUUAAUGUUUUGACAUAUGAGGUUGACGGAGCAGUAGCGGAAAUAGCAAAACGCGGUGAGGAGACGAUCUCAUCGAUAAGUAACAACUUUAACACUGAUACUAUCAAAAAUGUGGAAAGAAUGUUGGUAAGCUUUUCUUCACAAGUUUAGAU
Molecule: messenger RNA, 257 nt
Organism: Cylicostephanus goldi
Lineage: Eukaryota; Metazoa; Nematoda; Chromadorea; Rhabditida; Strongylidae
Source: the annotation of a GenBank genome assembly